AAUUAUGUAAAGAUCUGUGAGAUUGGCAGCUAAAGAGUAAUUAGCUUUCAGGGAAGGAGAACUGGACAUUUGAUUUGGACAAUUGACUGUUGGGACUGCGGACAUGGGAGGUCACUCUCAGUUCCUGUUUGUCUGCUCAAGCCACUGCGUUGUUGUCACAUUGUCGCUCAGGCAACAGAAGUCAAAGUUAUCAUUUAUGAUCUGCUUCACUAUUCCAAUAGCACACAAUGGAAGGCUUUGUCAUACCACCUACUACAGAUGGAGCUUCCAUUCAGAGCAUGUCCAGCCUGCAGACUUUGACCAUUUUCCAUCGAGUCAUUUAACACAGCUUCAGUGUGUGGCCCCUCAACAAAUGCAACCUUACCGCUUCAGUGCUGACGGUCAUCUUCACCUGGAGGCACCUCUCUCGGUGUUGCCACAAAUCCCAAAUUAUACCUCAUCACUAUACUAUCAGUACCAAAACCCAGUCUCACCCAUCCAGUACUACUCAGAAGAAGAACAAAGAGGUGUCAGCCCCCCACUUGAGGUAUCAGAAGGCGAGGAUGCAUCUGAAUACCACAACCUGCCGUCAAUCAGGAAAGACACCAACGGCAAAAGGAAAAUUCGCUUGUACCAGUUUCUCUUGGACUUGCUGAGAAGCGGUGACAUGAGUGACUCGAUCUGGUGGGUGGACCAGGAGAAGGGCAUCUUUCAGUUCUCCACAAAACACAAAGAAGCCCUGGCGAGUCACUGGGGAGUCCAAAAAGGAAAUCGCAAAAAAAUGACCUACCAAAAAAUGGCUCGUGCUCUGAGGAACUACGGCAAAACUGGUGAGAUUCAAAAGGUGAAAAAGAAGUUGACCUACCAGUUCAGUGAGGAAGUUCUAAGGAGCUUCUGUACACAACUGUACUCUCGCUGACGAAGAAAUUUGAUUGAUACAGUAUUGUGUGCUUGCGAUUGUAUUACUAUUUAUUUGCUUCCUAUGAGAUAUUUGCUAUAUUUACUAAAUGGUUUCAUUUGAUCAUCUUUUGACACCCAGGGAAAAAUAUUGUAAAUACUUUUUGUUGUCCCAUAUCAAUAAAGUUGACAUUAAUACUCA
Molecule: messenger RNA, 1078 nt
Organism: Phyllopteryx taeniolatus (common seadragon)
Lineage: Eukaryota; Metazoa; Chordata; Actinopteri; Syngnathiformes; Syngnathidae
Gene: spi1a
Product: Spi-1 proto-oncogene a
Exons: 4
Coding region: 104-898 (264 amino acids)
Biological process (GO): regulation of transcription by RNA polymerase II; cell differentiation
Cellular component (GO): nucleus
Molecular function (GO): sequence-specific DNA binding; DNA-binding transcription factor activity, RNA polymerase II-specific
Source: RefSeq, a predicted model, not a curated record